Solanum pennellii is the source of this 417-nucleotide messenger RNA. Its product is annotated as RING finger protein 148-like. Gene Ontology annotation, cellular component: nucleus. The coding region runs from base 1 to 417 and encodes 138 amino acids. The record is from RefSeq and is a predicted model, not a curated record. The transcript has a single exon. Gene Ontology annotation, molecular function: ubiquitin protein ligase activity. Lineage: Eukaryota; Viridiplantae; Streptophyta; Magnoliopsida; Solanales; Solanaceae.
AUGAGUGAUCGUAAUUCAAUGGAUAUAUAUAGUUUCUUAAGAACAGGUGUAGCAGUAAAUCUGCUGGACCAAUCCUUGCAAAAUCGGAGAAAUCCUCCAACAAGUGAUCAGGAUAAUCAAGUUGCUUACGUGGAGGAGACUGUGGAGGAUGUUACGUUGAGGUAUCUUAAAACAAGAACUCCUCACGUUGAUGAUCCAAUAGACGGAGAAGAUAAUCCAAUAAAAAUGGAAGAGAUCUGUGUCAUAUGUCAUGACAAAUUUGAGCAUGAAGAAAACAUUGGGACACUCGGGUGCGGGCAUGAAUAUCAUGCGAGAUGCAUCAAACAAUGGCUAGUGAUAAAAAAAGAUUGUCCUAUAUGUAGAGCUUCAGUUUUGCCGUUCAGAUCAACAAAAGCUAUACAAAUGCGUAGACACUAG